Radiomyces spectabilis is the source of this 1048-nucleotide messenger RNA. RefSeq names its product chromatin modification-related protein EAF7-domain-containing protein. Gene Ontology annotation, cellular component: NuA4 histone acetyltransferase complex; nucleus. Gene Ontology annotation, biological process: regulation of transcription by RNA polymerase II. The transcript is spliced from 4 exons. Bases 100 to 795 code for a protein of 231 amino acids. NCBI's taxonomy places the organism in Eukaryota, Fungi, Mucoromycota, Mucoromycetes, Mucorales, Radiomycetaceae. The record is from RefSeq and is a predicted model, not a curated record.
CGCGUAUUUUGGCGGUGUUUCUUGUUCAGAGCUCCGAAUCAUGUGACUCCAUAUUUCUCCUUUGUUCACUUUUUCUCUUCGUUAUUGAUCAGCACCAUCAUGGCCAACAUAAAAAUUGAAGCAAGCGAACAUGCAUCACCCUCAUUUCCCACACAUUUAUCUUCGCAGCAAUCAGAUAAUGCCGAUGGCUCAAUAAAAGAAUGGGACGCGUCAAUGGAACUCGCACUAUUGAACGCUGUAGCACGUUGCAAACCUGUCGGAUUACAUAAACACUUUCGCAUCCUAAGUGUGCAACGCGAACUAAAUCUGCACGGUUCUGGAUUCUGCUCUGUGAAGGAGAUCUGGGAUAGAUUAGCCGAUUACUAUGGCAUGGAAGCACUCGAUGAACUGGAAGAAGAAGACGAAGAAGAAGAAGAGGAAGAGCGGGAAGAAGAAGAAAGGAGAAAGGGCGAAUGGGUACAUGAGUUUUCGUUACCGUUGGACGAAUAUGAACAAUUAAUAUCAGAGCACCGGCAAGACGAUCAAUCAUCCGUUCACGACGAAUCGCCAGCAUCACCGAUACAUGUACCUACGAAACGAACGAGAACAAGUAAGCGCGAUGGAUCUCCAGCAGUUUCAGUGGGCGAUUCUGCAGCGUCAACCCCUGAUCCUGACGAAGGCAAACCAAGACGUACAUCACGGGGAGCUCGUAAGGCUGACGCGACACCAGAACGACAAACAGGUGGACGGAAAGCAAGCAAAGCAUCAGCAAGCUCCGGUACUCGAGGAGGUCGGCGUCAAAGCAAACGAAAAUAAAGUCGCAUGUAUUCUCUGUUUCAGUGAAUCUCUAUUUACUUUUAUAUCAGAAUAUGUUAAAGAUGAAUCUGAACGAGAGACCUGCUGUAAAUAUCCCUCUAGAUACAAUUCAUGCCAAAAUAGCGACAAAUUUAAUCAACGGAUUCAAUGCGACCAUGGCGAGAAUUGGAUUCUGUUAGCAUUUAUCACGUCUUUUUCAAAAAGACAGGCAUGGAUCUUUGAGUGGGAUAUUUGAAGAGAAUUGGAAAAUGAG